GGGAGGCGAGCAAGCGCGGCACCGCGAGCGGGCUGCGGGCAGCCGGGGACGGCAAACUUUGCUGCUCGCUGCGCUUCCCCGGUCCGGCUCCUUCUCCGCGCCUCCACGUCGCCCCCCGCACACCUCUCCCCACCCUCCCAGCCGUCCCCCGCUCUUCCUCGCCGCCUCGACUCUGCUCGGGGGCGGGGGGGGGGACUUCGAAGCGCCGGAUCGCAGCCGCCCUGCCUACUCCCCUGCUGGGGAUUUCAGACUAGACCCUUGAAGAGAAGCUGCUAUCCAAGAAGACGACAUGCUUUCUGCAACCCCCCUGUAUGGGAACGUUCACAGCUGGAUGAACAGCGAGAGGGUCCGCAUGUGUGGGAUCAACGAGGACAGGAAAAUUCCUGUAAAUGAUGGGGACGCUUCAAAAACCAGACUGGAGCUGAGGGAAGAAAAUCCCUUGAACCACACCGUGGUGGAUGCAACUACAGCCCACAGGAUUGAUGGCUUGGCAGCGCUGAGCAUGGACCGCGCUGGCCUGAUCCGCGAAGGGCUCCGUGUCCCGGGAAACAUCGUCUACUCUAGCUUGUGUGGACUGGGCUCAGAGAAAGGUCGAGAGGCUGCCACAAGCACUCUAGGUGGUCUUGGGUUUUCUUCCGAAAGAAAUCCAGAGAUGCAGUUCAAACAGAAUACACCUGAGACAGUGGAGCCGCCUGCUGUCUCUGGAAAACCCCCAAACGGCUUCAGUGCUAUCUACAAAACACCACCUGGAAUACAAAAAAGUGCCGUGCCCACAGCAGAAACGCUGGGCUUGGACAGGCCUGCAAGCGACAAACAGAGCCCUCUCAACAUCAAUGGUGCUAGUUACCUGCGGCUGCCCUGGGUCAAUCCUUACAUGGAGGGGGCCACACCAGCCAUUUACCCUUUCCUUGACUCGCCAAAUAAGUAUUCACUGAACAUGUACAAGGCAUUGCUACCUCAGCAGUCCUACAGCUUAGCUCAGCCGCUGUACUCUCCGGUCUGCACCAAUGGGGAGCGCUUUCUCUACCUGCCGCCGCCUCACUACGUCAGUCCUCACAUCCCAUCAUCCUUGGCUUCGCCCAUGAGGCUCUCCACACCGUCAGCCUCCCCUGCCAUCCCACCUCUUGUCCACUGUGCAGACAAAAGCCUACCAUGGAAGAUGGGGGUCAGUCCUGGGAACCCCGUUGAGUCACAUGCCUAUCCCCACAUCCAGAACAGUAAACAGCCUAGGGUGCCCUCUGCCAAGGCAGUCGCUAGUGGCCUGCCAGGGGACACAGCUCUCCUGCUGCCCCCCUCGCCUCGGCCUUCACCCCGUGUCCACCUGCCCACACAGCCUGCUGCAGACACCUACUCCGAAUUCCACAAGCACUACGCCAGGAUCUCCACCUCUCCCUCAGUCACCCUGUCGAAGCCAUACAUGACGGUCAGUAACGAGUUCCCCACGGCCAGGCUCUCCAAUGGCAAGUAUCCUAAGGCUCCGGAAGGGGGCGAAGGUGCCCAACCAGUUCCCGGGCAUGCCCGGAAAACAGCGGUUCAAGACAGAAAAGAUGGCGGCUCACCUCCUCUGUUGGAGAAGCAGACAGUUACCAAAGAUGUCACCGACAAGCCACUAGACUUGUCUUCUAAAGUGGUGGACGUAGAUGCUUCCAAAGCUGAGCACAUGAAAAAGAUGGCUCCCACGGUCCUAGUUCACAGCAGAGGUGGAAGUGGCUUAGUGCUCUCUGGAAGUGAGCUUCCGAAAGAAACAUUAUCUCCUCCAGGAAAUGGCUGUGCUAUCUAUAGAUCUGAAAUCAUUAGCACUGCUCCCUCAUCCUGGGUGGUGCCCGGGCCAAGUCCUAACGAAGAGAACAAUGGCAAAAGCAUGCCGCUGAAAAACAAGGCAUUGGACUGGGCGAUACCGCAGCAGCGGAGUUCUUCCUGUCCCCGCAUGGGCGGCACAGACGCCGUGGUCAGUAAUGUUUCGGGGUCGGUGUCGAGCGCAGGUCGUCCAGCCUCUGCUUCGCCAGCCCCAAAUGCCAAUGCAGAUGGCACCAAGACAAGCCGGAGCUCCAUGGACACCACACCAUCCGUCAUUCAGCAUGUGGGCCAGCCCCCGACCACACCUGCCAAGCAUAGUGGCAGCACCAGCAGCAAGGGCGCCAAAGCCAGCAACCCAGAACCGAGUUUCAAAGCAAACGAGAAUGGCCUCCCGCCAAGCUCAAUAUUUCUGUCUCCAAAUGAGGCAUUCAGAUCCCCACCCAUUCCCUACCCCAGGAGUUACCUCCCUUACCCAGCGCCUGAGGGCAUUGCUAUCAGUCCGCUCUCCUUACAUGGCAAAGGGCCUGUCUACCCUCACCCAGUUUUGCUACCCAAUGGCAGUCUCUUUCCUGGGCACCUUGCCCCAAAGCCUGGACUGCCCUACGGGCUGCCCACGGGCCGGCCGGAGUUUGUGACCUACCAAGAUGCACUGGGUUUGGGCAUGGUGCAUCCCAUGCUGAUACCACACACGCCCAUAGAGAUCUCUAAAGAGGAGAAACCAGAGAGGAGGUCCCGGUCUCACGAGAGAGCCCGUUACGAGGACCCAACCCUCCGGACUCGGUUUUCUGAGAUGUUGGAAGCCAGCAACACCAAGUUACAUCCAGAAGUCCCUACAGACAAGAACCCGAAGCCGAACCCUAGCUGGAAUCAAGGGAAAACCGUUGUCAAAAGUGACAAGCUCGUCUAUGUAGACCUUCUCCGAGAAGAACAAGAUACUAAAACAGACACAAAUGUGUCCAAACCUGGCUUCGCAGCCGAGAGUGUUGGCCAGAGCACAGAGCCCACCAAGCCCCCGGCUGACCCGGGCCUGCAGCAGCACCGGGAUUUCAUCGCCCUGAGGGAAGAGCUGGGGCACAUCAGUGACUUCAACGAAGCAUAUGCUUUCAAACAGGCCCCAGGCCAGUCAGUCUUCAGCUUAAGCAAGGAGAAUGUUCCAGCGGGUACCAACAAAGAGAACCUGGGACUGCCUGUCGCGACUUCAUUCCUUGAGCCGACUCUGGGAGGCGAUGGCCCUGCCAUAACUUUUGGUAAAACCCAAGAGGAGCCCAAACCAUUUUGUGUAGGCAGUGCUCCCCCAUCGAGUGUGGAUGGCACCCCCCCCACCUAUACCAAAGAUGGAUCUGAUGAUGCCGAAUCAAAUGAUGGCAAAGUUCUGAAACCGAAGCCAUCCAAACUGGCAAAAAGAAUCGCAAACUCCGCUGGUUACGUUGGUGACCGAUUCAAGUGUGUCACUACCGAACUGUACGCGGAUUCCAGUCAGCUCAGCCGAGAACAGCGGGCAUUGCAGAUGGAAGGAUUACAAGAGGACAGUAUUUUAUGUCUACCCGCUGCUUACUGUGAGCGUGCAAUGAUGCGCUUCUCUGAGUUGGAGAUGAAAGAGCGAGAAGGUGGCCACCCAGCAGCCAAAGACUCCGAGGUGUGCAAAUUCAGCCCAGCAGACUGGGAGAGGCUGAAGGGAAAUCAGGACAAAAAGCCAAAGUCGGUCGCCCUGGAGGAGGCCAUUGCUGACCAGAAUGACAGUGAGAGAUGCGAGUAUAGUGCUGGGAAUAAACUUGAUCCCUUUGAAGCCCAAGAAGACAAAGAUCUUCCUGUGGAGAAGUUUUUCGUGGAGAGGCAGCCUCUGAGCGAGCCGCCCACUGACCCGGUGGCUGUGGACAUGCCUCACAGUCCCACCCUCCGACUGGACAGAAAACGCAAAGUCUCAGGUGACAGCAUCCAAACUGAGACCGCUGUGGAAGACAUGCCAGAGGACCCCCUGCUAAAAGCCAAGCGAAGACGAGUCUCGAAAGAUGACUGGCCUGAGAGGGAAAUGACAAACAAUUCCUCUAACCACUUAGAAGACCCACAUUAUAAUGAGCUGACCAACCUGAAGGUGUGCAUUGAAUUAACAGGGCUCCAUCCUAAAAAGCAACGCCACUUGCUGCAUCUUAGAGAACGCUGGGAGCACCAAGUGUCACCAGCAGAGAGCAAACCUGGCCGACAAAACAGGAAGGAAGUGACCCAGGCAGUUCAGCCUGAGGUCACUGCCCAGGGGAAUAACAUCACCGAAGAGAAACCCGGCAGGAAAAGAUCAGAGGCCAAAGGCAAUAGAAGCUGGUCGGAAGAGUCCCUCAAACCCAACGACAAUGAACAAGGUUUGCCUAUGUUCUCCGGCUCUCCGCCCAUGAAGAGCCUUUCAUCCACCAAUGCAAACGGCAAAAAGCAGACCCAGCCAAGCUGUACGCCAGCCUCGAGGCCGCCUGCCAAACAGCAGAAAAUUAAAGAAAGCCAGAAGACAGAUGUGCUGUGCACAGACGAAGACGAGGAUUGCCAGGCCGCCUCCCUGCUGCAGAAAUACGCCGACACCAGCGAGAAGCCAUCCGGGAAGAGACUGUGCAAAACCAAGCACUUGAUACCUCAGGAACCCAGGCGAGGGUUGUCACUGACAGGGGACUACUACGUGGAGAAUGCUGACGGCAAGGUGACCGUCCGGAGAUUCCGCAAGCGACCAGAGCCCACUUCAGACUAUGAUCUGUCACCAGCCAAGCAGGAGCAGAAGCCCUUCGACCGUUUGCAACAAUUUCUCCCAGCUUCCCAGUCGUCGCAGCUGCCGUGUGCAACUUCCCCUCAAGAGACAACCCAGUCGCGCCCGAUGCCACCGGAAGCCCGGAGACUGAUCGUCAAUAAGAAUGCUGGCGAGACUCUCCUGCAGCGGGCCGCGAGGCUUGGCUACGAGGAAGUGGUCUUGUACUGCCUGGAGAACAAGAUUUGCGACGUGAAUCAUCGAGACAACGCAGGUUACUGUGCCCUGCAUGAAGCUUGUGCAAGGGGCUGGCUCAACAUCGUGCGACACCUGCUAGAAUAUGGCGCUGACGUCAACUGCAGUGCCCAGGAUGGAACCAGGCCUCUCCAUGAUGCAGUCGAGAAUGAUCACUUGGAAAUUGUCCGCCUGCUCCUUUCCUAUGGUGCUGACCCCACUCUGGCUACAUACUCAGGUAGAACCAUCAUGAAAAUGACUCACAGCGAACUUAUGGAAAGGUUUUUAACAGAUUAUUUAAAUGACCUUCAGGGUCGCAGUGACGAUGACUCCAAUGGGUCUUGGGACUUCUAUGGCAGCUCUGUGUGUGAACCCAAUGAUGAAAGUGGAUAUGAUGUUUUGGCACACCCACCAGGACCAGAGGACCUGGAUGAUGAUGAUGAUGCCUAUAGCGAUGUGUUUGAAUUUGAAUUUUCAGAAAGCCCCCUCUUACCGUGUUACAACAUCCAAGUGUCUGUCUCUCAGGGGCCACGAAAUUGGCUAUUGCUUUCAGAUGUGCUUAAGAAAUUGAAAAUGUCAUCCCGCAUAUUCCGCUGCAAUUUUCCAAAUGUGGAAAUUGUCACAAUUGCAGAGGCAGAGUUUUACCGUCAGGUUUCAGCAAGUCUGUUGUUCUCUUGCUCCAAAGACCUGGAAGCCUUCAACCCCGAAAGCAAGGAGCUGUUAGACCUGGUGGAAUUCACGAGCGAGCUGCAGACUCUGCUCGGCUCCUCUGUGGAGUGGCUACACCCCAGCGACAUGACCUCGGAUGACUACUGGUGAGCGCACCAGGCCUGCCGUGUACAGUGUGUCAUAGUGUUAAUCCUUGUGCAUAUGUGUCAUAAUACGACUAUUUCUGUAAAGAAAGGACACUAUUACAUAUGAAAAUAUCUCUUCUUUAUAUAAGAGAAAUGACUCCAAUUGGAAGGACUUUGAAACAUGUUUUUUUCUUUUUAAACUUCAGUCAGUUUUUAUGAAAUUGUUAUGAUGUUUCUUUACUUUUAAAUGCACACACGUUUUGGGAUAUGUUUGUUUUUACUUCGAACAUUUUUUUUUUUCCUUUUCUUGUCUUUUCUUUUUUAAGGAGAAAAAAAAUGAGGACAAGAAACUCCACACUUUGACUUUAUUUCAUACAAAGCUCUGAGGACAGAAGCUGUAGCUGUUAAAAGUGUGGUCAGGAUUGUGUGGCUGGUUUUGGGGGAGCGAAUUGGGUAAAGGCACUUGGUGAUGUAAUUUUAUGUUUUGUUUACAGAGUACCUGCUCGGGCCAGGUAAAUGCUAUUGGAUGUAAUCCAGUAGUGUGUAAUAUAAAUUAAAACCAUUUCCACACACAACAACUAAUUGUAUGAAACUUUUAUAUCCUAAUUUAAAAGCUGUGAAAUUAGUUUUCACGCAUCAAACCGGAUUGUUUAUAUGUUUAAACAUUUUAUGCUCUUAUUUAAAGAAGACUUUGAGCUAUUUUUUCUGUACCCUGUAAAAUAUUGAAAACUAACAAUAAUUAUGUUGAGGUUGCUUGAAAAUGUACAUAAAACUAAAAUUUUCUGAAUUGUGUGUUUAUGUUUGAAAUCUGUGUUUUAACUUUGUAAGUAAAUUCUCUGCCUUUGUAUUUAUAUUUUACAAAAAUUUUCUUAAAAGGCAAUAAACCUGUUGAGGAAAGGAGAAAAUUGAA
Trichechus manatus latirostris (Florida manatee) is the source of this 6457-nucleotide messenger RNA. It is a transcript of the gene BCOR, whose product is annotated as BCL6 corepressor. Gene Ontology annotation, biological process: negative regulation of transcription by RNA polymerase II. Gene Ontology annotation, molecular function: protein binding; transcription corepressor activity. The record is from RefSeq and is a predicted model, not a curated record. The coding region runs from base 290 to 5572 and encodes 1760 amino acids. NCBI's taxonomy places the organism in Eukaryota, Metazoa, Chordata, Mammalia, Sirenia, Trichechidae. The transcript is spliced from 15 exons. Gene Ontology annotation, cellular component: nucleus.